AUGGACUCAAUAUUCCCCACGGACGUUCGCGAAUUUGACAGUGACGAUCGCAUAUCGUUUUCGAAGCUCGACAACAAGUUCAUCGCCGUCCACGAUGACGGCACCGAGUAUGAGUUUGAUGCCGAUUUGAAGCGAUGGGGGCCUGCUGCGGAGGAACACGAUGCGCCCGAUCUGCAUGAACAGCUUUACGACGGCGCAGCAUAUGGGGCUGAAGAUGGAGAGUCGAGGAAACGGAAGAAUGGUUCGGGGCCUGAUUUUGAGAUGCCGGACGCGCCAAAGCCUCCUCGACCGAACAAAAAACAAAAGGCGCCUCCACAGCCGAGACAGAACACAGCCGUGUACGUCACCGGGCUCCCCGCCGACGCAACCGUCGAUGAAGUGCACGAGCUCUUCUCCCGAAAAUGUGGUGUCGUCGCCGAAGAGAUCGACAGCGGAGCGCCACGCAUCAAGUUGUACAACGAUGAAGAGGGCACCUUCAAGGGCGAUGCAUUAAUCGUCUUCUUCAAGCCCCAGAGUGUCGAGAUGGCUAUUAUGCUCCUUGACGACACGGACUUCCGAAUCACGGCGAGUGGCACCCGAGAGGGGAGAAUACGAGUGCAGGCAGCGGAUUCAAGUUACAAGAAGGUCAAGUAUGACCAGGAGGGGGCUGCAGCAGGUGCCAAGGAUGUUUCAGAGCGGAGACCGCAGAAGAGCAAUCAAGAUCGCCAAAAGAUCAUCAGGAAGACCCAAAAACUAGACGCGAAGCUUGCCGACUGGGAUGAUGAUCUGCCAUAUCAGGCGCAGGCAGAGGCACCAAAGAGGGACAAGGUGGUGAUUCUACGACACAUGUUCACUCUGGCAGAGCUCGAAGAGGACCCGGCUGCAUUGCUGGAGAUCAAGGAGGAUAUCCGGGAUGAGUGUGCCAAGCUGGGAACAGUAACGAACGUGGUACUCUUUGACCAAGAACCCGAUGGGAUGGUAUCGGUCAAGUUCCAAGAUGCCCAAUCCGCUCUUGCUUGCAUCAAGCUCAUGCAUGGGAGGAGCUUCGAUGGCCGCACAGUGGAGGCGUUCCUGGCCACGGGAGGGGAGAAAUUCAAAAAGUCCAAGAAGGUACAGAAUGAUGAGGAUUCGGACUAG
Messenger RNA from Ilyonectria robusta, 1116 nucleotides. RefSeq lists its product as uncharacterized. The transcript is spliced from 2 exons. The record is from RefSeq and is a predicted model, not a curated record. The coding region runs from base 1 to 1116 and encodes 371 amino acids. NCBI's taxonomy places the organism in Eukaryota, Fungi, Ascomycota, Sordariomycetes, Hypocreales, Nectriaceae. Gene Ontology annotation, molecular function: RNA binding. Gene Ontology annotation, cellular component: U2 snRNP; U2-type spliceosomal complex. Gene Ontology annotation, biological process: mRNA splicing, via spliceosome.